Messenger RNA from Diorhabda carinulata, 7450 nucleotides. RefSeq names its product WD repeat-containing protein 19 (gene Oseg6). The coding region runs from base 512 to 4600 and encodes 1362 amino acids. NCBI's taxonomy places the organism in Eukaryota, Metazoa, Arthropoda, Insecta, Coleoptera, Chrysomelidae. The transcript is spliced from 21 exons. Gene Ontology annotation, cellular component: intraciliary transport particle A; cilium. Gene Ontology annotation, biological process: cilium assembly; intraciliary retrograde transport. Gene Ontology annotation, molecular function: protein binding. The record is from RefSeq and is a predicted model, not a curated record.
AUUACAAAUUAUAACACAGAAUAAGAUUUUAAAUUUAUAGAACGACACGGCUUAUUUUAGGUGUUUAAAAUUUAUCAUCGAGAACUUAUUAAUAUUUACUAAUAUUUAUUGAAACAUUGCGUAUUAAAAUUAAAGAUACAAUCAACCACGGUAUACAAGUGCGUGAAAUUAACCGUUCUUCGCAACGCUCAAGUUGGUAAAUUAAAUUAUGGACAUGCUUCCAGCGAUUCGAACUAUUUAUGACUGUUAUGAGAACGAACCUAACCUAAAGAAUACAUCAUUUUAGUACCAGAAAAAUGUUAUGAUAGUUUUCACAUUUCCAGAGGAAUAACUACCAAUUAUGCAAUUUAUUGAUUAUAAAUCUAAUCCUAAAAUUAAGAUAUAAAAAUUCUUCAUUUACCAUAUUCUAUUUUUGUUGCCAUGGGAACAUUGUACUGAAAUUUGUAAACAAACGGGAGUGAAUGCUUUGAAUAUGCUUUUAUUGUAAAAUAGCGAAAAUAGUAAAUGUAUAAUGGCAAAUGAGAAGCUUCUUUUCCGUUUGGAACAACCUCAUGGUCUAGGUGAUAUUUAUAUUACAUGGCAAAAUGGAUCAGGAAUGUACUUUGCAACAACUGGAAUUGAUUCUGUAAUUAACAUAUUCGAUAGAUAUGGGCAAAUACAAGAAAGAAUAAAAUUGCCCGCACUGUGUACGGGCUUCUCAUGGGAUACUGAUGGUGAUAUUCUGGCUAUUAUAAGUCAGUCAUCUCAAUUAAUUUUAUGGGACACAAAUACAGCUAAGAAAGAUAUAAUAGAUGUGGGGCUAAAAGAUUCUAUGUCAUGUCUAGUUUGGGCAAAAAGAAGUGCUAUUUUAGCUCUUGGAACUGUCAAAGGAAAUGUUUCGAUUUUCUAUCAUAAUACAUCCAAGAAAAUUCCAAUAAUAGGAAAACACACUAAAAAGAUUACUUGUGGUGUUUGGAACAGUGAUAAUAUUUUGGCAUUGGGAUCUGAUGACCGAACAGUGUCAAUAAGUAAUAGUGAUGGUGAUACUUUAAGAGUGAUUAAUAUACGAGCAGAACCUUCCGAAAUUGAUUUUUCACGAAUGAAAACUGAUGAGAGAGAUGUUGGGGAAAAUACGGUUAGUUUAUUGGUAGGCAAAAAAACUCUGUAUUUAUACAAUUUGUUGGAUCCUGAUAAUCCAGUGGAAUUGGCGUUUCAACCUCAUUAUGGUUCUAUAGUAAAAUAUAAAUGGUUCGGAGAUGGAUACAUUUUAUUAGGAUUUUCGGCUGGUUAUUUUAUAGCUAUUUCAACACAUAUCAAGGAAGUAGGACAAGAGUUGUUCCAAAUACGUAACCAUAAAAAUAGUCUAUUUGAUAUUGCAAUCAACGAAGUGACUGGAAAAGCCGCCUCUUGUGGAGACAAUACAGUUAAAAUACACGAUUUAGCAAAUCUUCAAGAAACAUCGAGUGUCUUAUUAUUGGCCCAAGAAUCUGGAAUUGACAGGAUCGAUUGGAGCAAUGAUGGACAACUCUUGGGAGUGUGUACGAAAGGUGGAUCUCUCAAUGUGUAUGUUUCAUAUAUGCCAAUGCUAACCUCAGUUUGUGCACCAAUAAUCGCAGUGUUAUCGAGUUUAACGGAAAUUAGUCUUUACAAUUAUUCUUCCGAUCAGUCUAAAAUAAAACCGAUUACGGUCUCUUUGGAAAUUGAACCAAGCUUCAUUGCCGUUGGACAUUAUUAUUUAGCCGCCGGAAUGAACAACAGUAUUUGGUUCUAUAAUUUACCUAAAGAUCAAGUUUUUGAUGACGUUUCUUUAAAACUCAAAGAAAAACAAUACAUGGGUGCAAUUUCUAGUAUUAAACUAGGCCAGGAGUAUAUUGCAGUUCUUGUGGAGGGAAAACUUUUAUUACAUUUAGUCGAAUCAUCUAACACAAAUCAAGAAGAAAAAGAUUCAAUAACUUUUCCCGAUAAUAUAAACGAUUCUGUAGUAAUUACUUGUCAUGAAAUAACCACGGACUUCUUAAUAUAUGGUACCGAUAUGGGUAGUAUAAUAUAUUUUCAUUUAGACGAUUGGUCCCGAGCAUUAGAGUACAAACAUGCAAUUGGCAUUACGAAUAUUUACGUGGAUCCUGCAGGAACUAGAUUAGUUUUCCUUGAUAUUAAAACGAAAGGUUAUAUCUUCAAUGCUGCCUUUAAUGAAGUAGUUUCAAUACCAAAUUUACCAAGUAAAGUAGUAGGUAUAGUAUGGGAUAGUAAUAUCGCCGAAAGAAACAUAUUUAUUGUAUACGAUGAAAAUAAUAUUUAUACCUACCAUUACGUUAGUCGUUCUACCAAAGGUACUUUUGUAGAAAAAAUUGGACAUACAACUCUGGUUACCAAGCAGUUACCACUUUUAAUGUAUUCAGGUGUGGUCACGUCAGCUUCAUCUGGUGGUCAACUUACGCAGUUAAUAUUGACAACUCAUGAUACUUCUCAAUUAAAUGUCAAUGAGAAAGAUCAAAGUAUUUUAGAGGAGCAUUUCAAUAAACAACUUUCUCUACAGAGGUUUAAUGCUGCUUUCGAAACUGGUCGAUUGCUGAAGUCUAAGGAGAUGUUACAAAAAUUAGCAGAAGAAGCUCUCAAUUGUUUAGAAAUCGAGCUCGCAAUUCAAGUCUAUAAAGAAUUAGAAGCAGUUGCAAUGGUUUGGAGUCUAGAGAGUAUUGUAGAAAUAGAAGAUUACAAACUUUUGUGCGGUUAUAUAAGCAUGUAUUUGAGUAAUUACGAUAAAGCACAAGAAUGGUUUCUACAAUCUAAUUAUCCAGAAGCUGCGUUGGAAAUGAGACGAGAUCUACUACAAUGGGAACAAGCUUUAGAGCUAGCAAGGAAAUUGGCACCCAAUGAUAUCGCAUUAAUUUCCAGGGAAUAUGCUCAACAAUUAGAAUUCAUAGGAAAAUAUUCUGAAGCUUUAGGACAUUACGAACGAGGUUUACAAGAUGAUUUGAACCCUGAACAUACGUUUAUUUGCAAAGCUGGUAUAGCACGAACUAAUUUGCAUUGUGGUAACUAUCGGCAUGGUAUAUCUAUCGCUGUUGAAUUGGACAACAAGCAACUCCUCAGAGAAAGUGCUGAAAUUCUGGAGAAGAAGAAACAAUUAAUGGAAGCUGCUUCAUUAUUUGAGAAAUGUCAGCAAUAUGAAAAAGCAGCUUCCAUUUAUAUAAAAAUGAAAAAUUGGAAUAAAGUGGGAGAACUUUUGCCAAAUAUCAGUUCUACGAAAAUUUAUUUGCAGUAUGCCAAGGUGAAAGAGCAAGACAAUGAAAUUGAACAAGCUGCUUGGGCUUACCACAAAGCAAAGGAUUUCGACUCAGUUAUAAGGUUGCAAUUAGAUCAUUUGAACAAUCCCGAAAUAGCAGUGGAGUUGGUGCAAGAAACAAAGAGUAUGGAAGGAGCUAAAAUGGUAGCAAAGUUUUUCUUAGGAUUAAACGACACGGCAUCCGCUAUAAAAUUCCUCAUCAUUUCAAAAUGUGUUGACGAAGCUUUCGAUUUGGCGAAAAAGCACGACAAAAUGGCACUCUAUGGAAAAAUUUUGUUGGAUACAUUUUCUGAAGAUGAUAUAAAACCGCAAGAUUUUGUAAGCGUAGCAUCACAUUUUGAAAAUGAACAGAACUUUUUAUUAGCCGGAAAAUAUUGGUUCCACGCUAAAGAUUAUCAUAAGGCAAUGAAACUACUACUGAGAGCAGCAAGAUCAAAUACUAAAGAAAAAGAAGCUAUAACUACGGCAAUAGAUGUAGUCGCGUCUUCUAAUGACAAUUCAUUAGCUAGUUCUCUAAUCGAAUUUUUAUUAGGUGAAUCAGAUGGCAUUCCUAAGGAUCCCAAAUAUCUAUUCAGAUUAUAUAUGGCCAGAAAACAAUUCAAAGAGGCUUCAAAAUCUGCGGUCAUUAUAGCCAAUGAAGAACAGAUUAAUGGAAACUACAGAAACGCUCACGAUAUUUUAUUUGCUAUGUGUCAAGAACUAAAGGAGAACCAUAUUAGAAUACCUUUUGAAAUGUACACGAAUUUGAUGCUUUUGCACAGUUACAUACUGGUCAAAUUACACGUUAAACGAGGACAACAUUUAAACGCAGCUAGAAUGUUAAUAAGAGUCGCAGAUAAUAUAUCAAAAUUUCCAUCACAUGUUGUACCGAUAUUAACUUCUACUGUUAUUGAAUGCCAUCGAGCUAAUCUGAGACAAGUGGCAUAUAAAUACGCAACGACAUUAAUGAAUCCUGAGUAUCGAAAAAAUAUAGAUCCAAAGUAUAGUAAAAAAAUUGAGGCGGUAAUAAGGAAGCCAUCGAAAGGGAAUAAAGAUGGCGAAACAGUAAUGGAUCCAAAUGAACCUCUUACUCCUUGCCCAUAUUGUGAGAAUAUGUUACCUGAAACAGAAACCACAUGCCAUAGUUGUAAAAACAAUAUUCCAUUUUGCAUUGCGACAGGACGUCAUAUAAUAAAGGCAGACCUAACUGCUUGUCCAGAAUGUGAUUUUCCAGCAAUACUCAAUGAAUUCAGUCAACUUAUUGACACGGACGCAAAAUGUCCAAUGUGUUCGGCCAGUGUAAAUCCUACAAGACUACAGAAAAUAGAAGAUUUCAAACCCUAUCUGAACAUAGAAUAAUGUUCGUGAUAGCCAAAGCACAUUUUACCUUUCAAAGUAUGAUUGAAAGAAUUCAGUAUCAUAUCAAGUAGAGAAUUAUUUAGAGGUUGGAGCUUAUAAUUUAUGGAUCAUUAUAAUUUAUAGCUAUUUAUCCAUACUAUUUUUUUACAUAACAAACUAAACUGAUGAACAAGACCAGAUAAAGUUAAUGCGAAGGAAUCCCAUAAGCUGCGAUACUAAGUUGCAUCAUGAUUCUGCAAGGAUGAGAACCCCAAACCGAUUUUCUGUGCUGUAUGGGGUUGGAAGAAGACAAUAAUGAGACUGGUUUUUUUAUAACGCCAAAAAAUUGAUAAAGUUUACGUUUACUUGAAACAUUGAAACACUCUUUCUGUUCAUGGGCUUUUAUAAUAAUGCGUAAAACUUUAUAAUAAUAAAAUUUUUAUUAAUUAUCCUUAAUAGUUAUGUUGAUUGAAAAUAAUGAUCCAAAUCAAAUAUUAAAGAACUUAUUAUAAAUUGUCUUUAUUUGUGAUGUGGUAUUAAUCACAGAUAAUGAAAAAUAGCAUUAAAUUUGGACAAAUACGUGAAUAUUAUUUAAGUGGUUAUAGAAAUGGGUUCACCUUAUAUAGCGAUAAUUUUGAAAUUAAAUUAAAGAAAAAAUUAUGUCCUACCUAUGUCUAAGUACACUAUUUUAACUAUUAUGACGAUCUAAGAAAAAAUUAUAUUUACAGUCAACAGUUCAGUUCAAAAAUGACUUUCACUAUGCUUUCCAGAAUCUGUUUGACUUUGAUGACUCGUCCUGGAACUUUAACUUUAAGUCUUCUGCAUACUUCAGGAAUUAUAUUUGUUUUUUUUAAUUAUUAACCCUUUAGAACCCUAUAUAUACUUUCGGGUUUUCUUCAUUCAUUUUCCAUCACUCUGUUUGACUUUCCGGUCACUGCUUAAACUUUCGAAUUUUUUUAUUUACCCUUUGUGCGUAACUCAACCUUUUUUUUAAAUGCUCUUCGACGAUGUCUGUUCUUUGUAAUACACUGAGAGUAUACUGUCUUAAUUUAAUCUUUUUUUUAUAUAAUUAUAAGGUUACUUUAUUGACAAUGUAUGAUGCAAUAUUCAUUGAUGGUUAUAUAUCAUUAUUUUAUUUUAAAAACUAAUGUUGAUUCCUUAAUCUCUAUAAUAAAUUUUGUGUACAUAAUCUUUAUUUAACAUUAUGAGGUUCCUCACUCUAUUAAUUAUACCGAACCAGUGUUCCAAUUAUGUAAAGAAUUGUUCUGUUUUAGUAUGUUAAUAUAUUAUAUGAAAUAUUUGUUAGAUUUAAAAAAAUAUUCGAGGAUAGAGUAUCGUACUCGCGUAUAAUAAGUUAUUAUUAUUUACACUCGUGAAUAAUAUAGUAUUAUUCAUUUACUUUAUCACAUACGCAUUCUAUUACAAUUUAUUUCUUUGUUGUUCUUCUUGAGCAGUAAAUAAAACGCUGGUGGCAUAUUUUAAUUGGUGUUAUAACUUUAUUCUCAGUUGUUCUCUAUUUAUGACAUAAUAUUUUGUCUUUGUAAUUAAUUGCAUGUAAUUUCUCGAGGCAAUUUUUCACUUUUGUUCUAUGCUAACUUUCGGUAUUAUUAAACUUUAUUUUGAAUAUAUUUCUAUGACUAUGUUACUUAAUAAACUGAGUAUUCUGACUGCUCGCAGUAACUAGGAUCAUAAAUAUUAUUUACAUGACUUGUGCAGAAUCUUAUAGUUUCAAGGCAGAAUUUGCCAGUUAACGUGAAUAUUAAGAAUAAUCUUUGGAAUUGUUACAUUUUGGUAAACUACCUACCUACCAACCUUACCACAAACCCAACCAACUAAGUAAACGCUUUUACCAUAUUGCUUUUAGUAGAAGCAUCCUUUAUUCCAUUUAUUUUCUGUAAUUCUAUUUAACUCAAAAUUUCUAACAAAAACUAUUUGUUUGGCCGGUGUGAAUCCCACAAGUCUACAAAAAAUAGAAGAUUGUAUUGUAUUGUAUUAUUUUGUCCAUAUCUUUCAGGAAAACUUCAAAAUCGCUGUUUGAACUAAUUUUCGGUUUUUUUUUCUAGACAACUUAUUUUGGUUCCAUUGUUUUUAACUGCUUUCGGACUGUUUUUAUUUAUUUUUCAAAUUAUGCCUAUUAUUGUAUAUAAGAAUUCGACGUAAUGUUUCUAUUUGUUAAUGUUUGCCUUACAAUAAAAAACAAUAUUUCUGAAUCUCCAUACUAUUAUAUUAAUGAGUAAUUGGAGCUCUUUAUAUGAGGAAGUCUAAAUUUCCAUGUUAUUAAUUUUAGGAGACAUUGACGCAACAUUAUUAUCCUCGGUUACAGGACUCAUGGUUUGGUCUACCACUGUGCAAUAAAGUGAACUUACACGGAAACUAGGUGAUUAAGAGGCCACAGUCUUGUUUUCCAACAGAAUAGUUUUAUUUUUCUUAUGAAUAAAACAUUUCUUAAUGUCUUGAUUGAUAAAAUUUGUAACUCCACUUGUGAGUCGUUAAUCUAACCCAUGAUGUAAAGACUACAAGGUGUGUUCUUCCCGAGGGCUCAUUUUCGACUCGUUCUGUGCAUCUCUUUGGGAGCGAAUUUUCAUUUGCUGAUUCCCAGCUGGUGCACAAUAGCACACUUUGUAGUCAUUACAUCAUGAUCUAACCUAUGUUGUUGGCCACAAACAUAACUAUUUGGUGGGAAACCUAAGCAGGCGUAGUAAAAAACUCGAGGUGCUCCAUAUUCUAUUCACACAUAAAUAAGGGAUAUCAUAUUUAAAAUUUUUCUAACCAGACUGAAACAGUUUUUGUUAAUAAUUACACAAGUGAAUCGAAAACAUUAUCAAAUAAGUAUCAUUAUUGAAAAAAAAAAAAUAAAUAAAUAAAUAAAAA